AUGCAAUGUGCUGCGUCAUCGGACCGUCUUAAAAACGGCUACGCUACUACGUACGAAACCAAAGGCCACCAACCGAUGCCGAUUUUCACAGCCGAAAAGAGCAAAGUAAUCAGUGUGGACAUAGAAAAUGUUGAGCAACGGGUAGAUUCGAUGAUCGAGUUGUUAACGCAUGCAAAAUCACGUCUAACCGACUGCCUCAGGACGCGUUCGAGAGAAGACAUUCUUGACAAAAGAAAGAAAAAGCUGUCCGAAUAUGCCCUGGCACAAAGCUUGCUUCUGGACGGCAAGAACUUGGAGGGCACGAUGAGCGACGGCUUGUUGAGUCAGGUGGUCAGUUUGUUUGGAAACGCAUUGAGCGAGAUCGUCGAAGAGACGGUUCGAGCAGAAACGGACAUCGAGCGUCAAGUGAUCAGCCAGCUGAACUCUUACACCGAACUACAAAGGCAGAAGAACCGUGAUAAAGAGAAACUAAAAGAACUGGUGUUAGACAGGGACUCUGCGCAGGCCAGAUUGGCUGGCGCUCAAGUUCGCGGUGAGCGGACCGAUUCCAUAGAAGAUGAACUGGACACUGUCAAAUCCAAGGUCGGAAGUUCAAAGGACGUACUGUCGACACAGAUAUUCGAUCUUGCUGCCAGAGAAGUGGAUAUGGCGAAUAUAUUCAGAAUUUUGAUCAAGACCUACAUGGAAUAUUAUAAAAGCGUUUAUUCAAUACUGGAAGAAUGUCUUCCUCGCGUAACGGAUAAAAUUGACAAAUAUCCGCGUCGCCCUGUGUACGGUUGCCAUUUGGACGAUCAUCUCCGCUAUUCAGGCCGAAGCAUUGCCAAAGUUUUGGAGGUGUGCUGCGGAGUGCUCUACGAGAGCGGUAUACAGCUUGAGGGUUUGUUUCGUGUCCCUGGAAACGUCCUAAAAGUGAAGAAACUCAAAUCAGCGUUCGAUGCCGGAGAGAUAGAUCUCAGCGAUGCCGAAGUUGACACUUACGCGUUCGCAGGUGCUUUAACGUCUUAUCUCUGCUCUCUUCCGGACUCGCUGAUGUGCAACAGGCUGUACGAUCAGUGGAUAGAAGCUGCACAAAUUUCUUCACCCGAAGAAAAGCGACAGGCCAUAAAAAAAGUUCUCGAUAUGCUUCCACAUUCCAACCGUGAAAACCUGCGGUAUUUCAUCAAAUUUUUGGCCAAAGUUGCUGAAAAUCAGGAGUUUACGAAAAUGGGCGCGAAGAACCUUGCAAUCGUGGCAUCAAACUCAUUGCUACGCUCUGAUAAUUGUGAUAGUGUUGUCGCGAGUGGCCUUCACGGCUCCCUGAUCGAAUGUCUUAUUUCCGAGGCUGACUACUUUUUUCCAGAAGAAAUAUGCUUUUCCAGUCCAAGCGUUUGCUCGUCGGUUACCGAGGAUGAGAACUUUUGUGGCAUUGGCUACAGUUCGCUUGAC
Soboliphyme baturini is the source of this 1425-nucleotide messenger RNA. The record is from the annotation of a GenBank genome assembly. NCBI's taxonomy places the organism in Eukaryota, Metazoa, Nematoda, Enoplea, Dioctophymatida, Soboliphymatidae.